AUCAUUUAAUGAGCUGAGAGGCAGCCACUUCAUGGCUCUCCUUCCUUGCACAUCCAAACACCCAAACCAAUUCCGGGGUGGCUCUGUCCCACAGCUGGGAUCCUGGCAGGUCCUUACAAACCCAGGCCAUUCCUGAGCAAUUCCCUGGAAUACUGGAACUCCCUGUUUGGCAAGGACCACCCUUUCAGCUCACAGCCCACUUUCCAUGGCCUCCUGGCUUUGUGCUGCUCUUGGGAGAGGUGCUCCUGCAUUUUCAGAGUUCUGGAGCAAGGAGCUGCUGCUGCAUUUCUAUCCCAGAGCAGCAGCUCCCAUGUCCUGUCUUUCCCCACCCCCGUUUUUACACAGAGAGUUAAUUUUUGCCUCCUCAUUGUGUUUAUAUUCCACUGUUAUCCUCAAAGAAUGAAGCCCCAUCUCUCUGGCACAUGUUCUGCUUCAAAUCACUUGACUGGAGCUCCUCUUUGGCUGUUGAAGGUGGGAAUUCUAAGAUUUGCUUAGGUGUGUGUUUCACUGGCUGGAGGUGAGGCUGCUGCCAUCAGAGCCCACGGGCUGGUUCUGGGCAGGGCCUGAUGCCCCAGAGCCCUCCCUGGUGUCACUGUGUCCCUGUUCUCCAGCCAGUGGCACUUCCCAAAGUGUCCCUGAGCCUUUGGACCUGUGUGUGGGAACAGCAGUGUCACCUACAGGCACCACAUGGCUGAGAAGUGUCACGGCAGAGGACGCUUGUGUGUCCCUUCGGUGUGUUUUGGGGAAGGGGGUGUUGAGGUGUGUCCCUCCACAGCUGUGAAGCCUCACCCAAGCGCUCUGGGAGCACAAGCCCCCCUGGGUUUGCAACCCACACCCAUCCCCACCUUCCUGAGCCCAUUUGCUGGGCCCAGCCUUCAGGAUAGUGGCACUGGCCAUUGUUGUCCUGGACGAAGAGAGGAGAGACCACCAGGGUCCUGCUGCAUUUCAGCCCUUGGAGCAUUGUCCAAACUCUUGCUGUUGGGUUUUUUCAUUGGGGAAAACUUGCAUCUACCGGAAAGCAGAGCUGCCCUGGCUCAGCAGCAGGUUUGGGGGGGCUGUGGCUCACCCCCGGCACCCCGUGUCCCUCCCCCAUGUCCCCCAGAGCCUGGGUGCCUUCAGUGCCGGCUGAAGCUGCGGGGGCCGGGGGCUCGGAGGGGAGGGAGCGGUGGGAACAGUGGGAUCGGAGGGAGUAGAACUGAUCGGAGCAAUGGGAUAAGUGAGAGCCCCCGCCCCGGAGGAUCGGAGGAGGGGGAGCGGUGGGAGCGGCGAGAGCAGCGGGAGCAGCAGGAUCGGAGCGGAGCGCAGGGAGCAGCAGGAUCGGUGCGGAGCGCAGGGAGCAGCAGGAUCGGUGCGGAGCGCAGGGAGCAGCAGGAUCGGAGCGCAGGGAGCAGCAGGAUCGGAUCGGAGAAGACGGAGCAGCAGGAUCGGAGCGCAGGGAGCAGCAGGAUCGGAUCGGAGUGCAGGGAGCAGCAGGAUCGGUGCGGGAGGAGCGGUGGGAGCCCCCGCCCCGGCGGAGCACAGCGCGCUGGGCUGCGGGUGGAGGGCAGCCGCGCUUCUCCCAGCUACGGAUCCAUGGAAUCCACCCGGUGGCCGCCGGCCGGCGCGGGGCCAGAGGAUGAGAUCGUGUCCAUGGCCGACUCCACCACCACCAUGGAUGAGAUUGAGGGAGAGCUCUUCAGGAUCGAGCGGAUCCGGGAGAUCCUGGUGCGCAGGGAGUCAGAGCUGCGCUACAUGAUGGACGACAUCCAGCUUUGUAAGGAAAUCAGCCGGCUGAAAACAGAGCUCCAGAUACUCCUGGCCCUGCCAGGUGAGGCUCAGGAGAACCAGAAAUCCAACGAGGAGAAGCAGAGGGAAGAGGAGCUGGUGCAGCAGAUCCACAAGCUGGUGGAAACUAGGGAUUUCCUGGUGGAUGAUGUGGAGUUCGAGAGGCUCAGGGAAAGGGAAGAAGACAAGGAAAUGGCCGAGUUCCUGCAGAGCAAGCUCUCCAAAAGCUACCUCCAGAGAGCAACUCCUGCCCGAGAGAAGAAGAUGACAUCAAGGGGACAGCAAACCUCGGCUCCCUACAUGAGCAAGACAGGCCUGACCCUGCUCAAGGAGUGCUGUGGCUUCACCUGCUCCAUCAUGUAGGGCAUUGCCAGCCCCUGGCACAGGACAUGGCCAUGGUCUGCAGCCAGAGUCCUGCUCUCCUCUGAGAGAUCCAAUGUCCAUCACUGUCCACAGUUCCCCUGCAGCAGCAGCACCCAGGGCCCCCAGGCUGGCUGGGCAGGUCUGGGUGCUGGCACAGGUCCUGGGGGCCCUGCGUCCUCCGUGGCAGCACAGAUACCACGCCCCACCUUGGCCUGGAAGCUGUGAGAGCAGCGGGGAGCCCAUGGCACAGGAGAGAGCAUCCCACACCUGAGCUGAGGGAUAAAAACCGCCUGGAGCUGCUGUUUGGAGAACAUCCUGCUCCACCCUGGGAGUGUCCCUGGGGUGGUUCCAUCCUGGAACUGAUCUUGUCCUGAAGCCGAUCCCAUCCUGGGCCACUCCCUCUCUGCUCUUCCAGAGACUCUCCAGGACUGCUUUGCUUGGCCCACAGGGAUUUGCUUUGAUCCACACUCCCCAAAGGCUCCUCUCUGUCCUGCCUUCCCAGGGCCUUCCUGGGACAGCGAGUGACCCAGCCAGUGAGUUUGGUGGAUCUGAGAGGGAGCCAGAGGCCAGGAAGAGCCCUGGAUUCCAAACUCGCCCCUGUGGAGCCAGCCUGGGCUGGAAGCAGUGCUGGUGCAGGCAGGAGGACAGGCAGGGUCUGUGUCCCACCUGAGUUCCUGAGGCUGCUCCUGGAGAAGGCUCAGGCUGCUCCCCUGGGCACAUAGAACUGCUGGAACAGCUGGGAAAGUGCCCAGCCCACAGGAGUGGCACUGGUUCAUGUGCACUGAUCUCAACCCAAACCAAUAAAUGUCUGUUGA
Molecule: messenger RNA, 2942 nt
Organism: Poecile atricapillus (Black-capped chickadee)
Lineage: Eukaryota; Metazoa; Chordata; Aves; Passeriformes; Paridae
Product: F-actin-monooxygenase MICAL3-like
Exons: 7
Coding region: 688-2127 (479 amino acids)
Source: RefSeq, a predicted model, not a curated record